UCCCUGCUGCGCGCGCAGCUUUCGCCCUGUCCCCGCCCCCUUGCCGCGCCGCCUGCUGGUCCCGCGCGCGCGGCCGAGCUUCCCUCAGAACGGCGGCAGCGGCGGCGCCAUGACGGCGGAGGAGCGCGGGGCUGAGGAGAUGAGCGCGGCGGAGGCGGCGGCCGCAGCGGCCGCGGAGGGCUUCGACAUCACCGCCAAGGGCGACGGAGGCGUCCUCAAGGUGAUCAAGAAAGAAGGGACGGGCACUGAAUCCCCCAUGAUAGGGGACAAAGUGACCGUCCACUACACCGGAUGGCUUCUGGAUGGCUCCAAGUUUGACUCCAGCCGGGACCGAAAGGACAAGUUCUCCUUCGAUUUUGGAAAAGGUGACGUCGCUGAAGUGGAAAAAUGGCCCUCUCUUCUCAAUGUUCUACUUAUUUAUUUCUAUCCCGCUUUUGUUGUUUCAGAAAUAGCUCAGUGAGGCCAACACGUACCCUCUUCCUAUUUCAUAUUCGAUUGCAAUAAUUAAGUUUUCCUGUCCAGAUUUCCACAGGGAACACAGCGGCCAUCGUCUGUCCCACUGUAACGUGGACUGACUUGCACAAAUUCAAUGCCAUAACUUAUUUUUUGCACGGCGUAUUAUUUGAUGGGGCCGGUGGAAUAUAAUU
Notechis scutatus (mainland tiger snake) is the source of this 647-nucleotide messenger RNA. Lineage: Eukaryota; Metazoa; Chordata; Lepidosauria; Squamata; Elapidae. The record is from RefSeq and is a predicted model, not a curated record.